Porites lobata is the source of this 8023-nucleotide messenger RNA. The record is from the annotation of a GenBank genome assembly. NCBI's taxonomy places the organism in Eukaryota, Metazoa, Cnidaria, Anthozoa, Scleractinia, Poritidae.
AAUUUCAGAAAGAGACAGCCAUCAAAACACUCUCUGGCAAGUAAAAGAAGACAGGGUUUGGCCCGCAACAAGCGAAAAAGAGAAGAAAGAAAGCUUUUGAAAAGAGGAGUAACAACAUUGAUCCAAGAACUCAAAAAUGACAAUGACUCACUAACCAAAAAGUGUAAUAUGGAGACAAAUAUAAAGGAAAAAUACUUUGAGAUGUGGAGAGCAUCUGAAAAAGAAAAGGAUAGAAUUAAAACAUCUCAGUCCGUUUUUCGAGGUUUUCAGCAAAGGUUAACCAAGGAGCCAGGUUCUAAUAGAGAAAUCUUAAAGAUAGAUCCUUCUAUGCUGGUAGAUGUUGAUGGCCCAUCAGUUGAACUUGGUAGAGGAAGAUUUGGCACACUGGUAUUGAAACAGUUUAGGUCAUCUCCAGUAGCUGUCAAAUAUUUUGAUUCCUCCAGUACACCUAAAUUGGUGGAAAGGGAGGCAUCAUUUUUAGCACAGUGUUGCCAUAUUAACCUGCCAUUGAUAUAUGGGAUGAACAACACCCAUGCACCCUUUUUUAUUGUCACACAAUUUUAUGGUAGUGAAAGCUUCAAGCCAGUAACAUUAAGAGGUGUCAUCAAAGAAGAGGCUGAGGUCUCAAUAGAAAGUUCAGAGAACUGGCUUCAUAUUUUAACACAGCUUUGUGACUGUCUUAGCCACAUUCACAGGAAGGACAUUCACAAUGACAUUAAGAAUGAUAAUAUUGUAAUUGUAUGCAAUUCUAAAGGCUGUUUCUCACCAAUUCUAAUUGAUUUUGGAAAGGCAUGUCCACUUACUCAGGCAAAAAAGAAAAUCCUGACAGAGGAAGAAAAAGCUAUGUACUACAGAGAGCACUGUCACAUUGCUCCUGAGGUCAUUGAAGGAUCUCAUUCUCAAUCAAUUUUGAGUGACAUGUUUUCCUUUGGGGUAGUGACUGCAAGUAUUCAUAAGUAUACAAAGUAUCGCCCAUUUAAAGUGCUUGCAAGAAACUGUCUGAAGCCUGUUUCAAACAGGUGCACUUCAGCUGAGCUGCUUAGUGUUAUUUUAAAUUUUCCUGUUGAGAAGUUCAGUUAACGUACCCAAAACAGGAGUAUAUAAUUGUAGAACUUCAUUUCCUCAAUCUGUUAUGGAGUACAUUUUUGAUAGUAAUUUUGGAAUUCACUGUCAGUUGAGUACAAAUAACUAUGAAAAAAUAAAUAUAUUUUGGCCACUAUUACAGUGAUUCAUUGAAAAUUUUGUCGAACAGGUCUUGUUUACUGGCCACUACAUAAUGUCUGACUGUUUUUAGUAGACAUUUAGCAGCACUUUUAUAGUCACGCUUUUUUUUGACAUGUGCUUUACUAUCAUUUAAGUCUGUUGUCCAAAAUAAAUUUUGAAAAAAAAUGUGGAGUUGACUUGUAUUCUCCUAUUCCUUUUUAAGGAAGCGGCCAUGUGUCAGUUCAGCUCAAACAGACACUGGAACUAUUGUACUUAAUGCUAAACUGCCUUGGCCUGCAACGAUAGAUUUGCCCACUUCGUAUAGACCAGAGGUGACAAAGCUGUUGCAGGACAAAGACAGAACAAAGUUGACUAGAAAGCUAAGAAAAAGCUUUGUUUCAAGAAUUUAUGAACAUUUCUCAAGAUAUACCCUGUAAGUGGAUAAUGAUACAGUGGAGUUCAGUAUCCAGUACAUUUAUUUGAUUAGCAAUCUUGGGCAGUUUGAGUUAGUGUACACUUGCUAUUUACCAUAAAUUCUACAUUGUUCUCCUCCCACUUUUGAUUACAGCCAAGCCAGGGCAAGCAUACCCCCAUAGAGUCCAUUGAUACAAUAAUUAUUAUUGAAAAUUUAUUGAAUCUGCCAUGCGUAUCAUGUUACAGGUCAAAUUUGAUUUCAGGUUAAUUUUGAUUUAACCUAGGUUGAUUUUCAAUUUCCUUUGUUUCUAAUUCAUGAGUAAAUAGGUUAGGAAAAAAAGUAAAAUGAGAAUCAACCAAGGUUAAAAAUAUUUAACCUGAAAUCAAAUUUGACCGGUAACACAUACUCAAUCUGUUACGCAUACACUAUGAGUGUGAAAUUCUUCUCAGCUUCCUUUCUGAACUGUUUCCAUAAUCAGAGCAAGGGUUUCCUACAAGAAAAGGCGUAAUUUGCCUAUUAUUGAUGGGCGAAUUACGCCCUUUCUGCAGGAAACCCUGUAGAUUACAGAAAUAAUAAUUAUUGAAGUCUUCAAUUAGAAGACUAAUUUUAUUAUUACUGUAGUCUAAAAUUCACUGCUAAUUAUGCUUUUAUGAAUGUAGAUUAGAAUUUGAAAAGAGUUUCAGUGACCAAGAGGUUUAUUUUCGGGUAAUCAUUUUCAGAACAAAAUGUACAUAUUAUGUGGAAGUAUGUCACUGGACCUGGCUUGACUGAAAACAUGAUCAACUUAAAAUUAUUACUUUUGAUUAAAUUGUUUGCAACAAACCUCCUGGGAUAAUGUAGCUACUUUUAGCAAUAAGGUAAGUAAGUUUAUGUUCUGUUAAGUUUGACAUUGUAUCUCUUUUAGGGUGUCUGUACAAUAAAGUUAAAACAUCCAUGAUACGUUGCUCUAAACCAUUCAAUAAGAUACUUACUACUCAACCUAUAGGGUAGACCUAAAUGUAUAUGCACAACUUCUAACAAAAAUGGGUGAAAAACUGGCACGACUGCCUUCAAAGAUAUUGGACUUUGUAAAUAAUUAUGAAAUACAAUACUGGCAUAAGUGCAGCAGGUCAAAAAUGAGGAUAAGUGAUGCACAUUUAGGACAAAGAGAAGCCAUUUGCUUAAUUUUCUCACAUGCCUUUAAUUUUUUUUUCCAGAUAUCCUACAAAACAGCAGCUGCUGGAAAUUUCCCAGCUUAUAAUCAAGACAUUUCCUUUCCUUAAGGACAAAUCUGUUGGGACUGGAUAUGUAAGUUUACAUAAACGCAUUUCCGGCAUUAAAAAUAUCCUUCCUUGAGUACCCAGAACAGUUUGGAAGUUAUUGAACCGAAAUUAUUGUUUAAUAAUUCUAUUGAAUUAUGAUACAGUGGAACUCUGAUAAGACAGAAACCAUUUAAUGGGUAUUACUGGGCAGGGGCAAAGAUCAUGACUUAGCACCUUAUUUUGCACUUUUGAACAGCUGUUCUCUUCAAUAUACAGAUGUAGAACAACUGAAAAUUAUGUAGAUAUUCAUAGAGUGAUAAUUUUACUGUAAAAACCACUUAAAACCUCACUGAUUACAAAAGACAAUUUGACUAAAUUAAAAUUUGACUUUUAAACCCCACAAUACAUUUACAGUGUACUGUUGUUUGAGAGCAAAGUAAGAAUCAGUUCAGCUUACUGUGAUUCUGAAAAUGGACAUGCUGAUCUCUCUGACUUUUCAAUUCAAUUCAAUUUCUUUUCUCUCAAUUUUCCACAUGAACAUCACUGUAUAAUAUUGUUCAAGUUUUGAAAAAAAAGGGUCACCUUCCACUGGCUUCUUCUGGAUACCAGCAAAUGGCUUUGAGCUUGGGUAAUCCCGUUGAUGAAAGAAUUAAACACAAAUCGCUAGUUUGAUUAGUAAAUUACAGAGCUCAAUGAACACGGUAACCUUAAGUCAUCAGUGUGACCAUGUCACACCAAGUACAGCGGUCGCCAGAAGGCAGGGUUCCACUGUGCUUUCUUAGCAAGUUUAGAAGUCCACUAUAAACCCCCACCCUGACAAUUAAAACACCUAGUCCUGAACUUCAGAAAAUGGUUAUAAUGCAAAAAUGUUUGUAUUCGAAUUUUAGGAUUCCUGGUUUUCCCAGCUCUAUGACAAAUUCAGAAACGAACGGAAAGGUAUAACUGAUGACCCUGAAGUAAUUCUCCACAAAAGAUGAAAAACUAAGAGGUCAGAGGUGCAGCCUGUGGCACUGAAGUUGAGAAGGGGUGGGAUCAAUUGGAAGCCACCUUUUCCAGAGGGAGAAGAUGAGUUAUCCUUAAAGCGGCAUAAAGAGUGGCUGCAGAAUGAGUGCAUGCGAAGAACGCCUGAUCUGAAGAGAGUGGCAGAGCGCAUGAGUCUUACCCUCCCAGACAGACGGAGGCUAAUGAACAAGAAUGUGCCCCUAACAGAAGUGAGAGCAGAAUACCCUGCUUUAUUUGAUUUCAAACAGGUAUUAUGUUCUUUUUUUUAAUUAAGUUUCUCUUACUGAUCAGGGAAUGUCACACAGAACCCGUGGCUAGGGAAUUCCCUCUCCCCAGGCUACUAUGAGCAUUUAUUCCCGACUACUUUCAUAAGAGAGAGAGAGAGCAGAAGUAGAUCCAAAAGAACUUCCUAGCUGGGUAACUCUCUACACACUAAUUCCAUAAUAAUUUGAAACACUCAACUGAUGUUCCCUUUAUUUGCUAUGGAAACGGGCUGGUAGAAUAAUAUUGAUAUUUGAUAAUACUUUUUUUUAAGCUCCUCACUGUAGCAGGACUGCUUUAUCUUUUGUGAUUUCAGAUUGUCACUGAAUUUGAGAGGAUAUUAGGCAUAAAUACAAGCAUUCUGGACACGUUUCAGUCUAACUUGAGUCAAGUUGCUGACCAAAUAAUUGAAUUAGGAAGAGCCAGAAAGGGCAGGAAAAACUGUUUGGGAAUAGAGGAGUACCUCCAACUCUUGGAGGGAGAGUUUAAUGAUGACGAUGAAACUGAAAACUUGACAGGUAUGAAUCUUAAAAUGAUUGUAAUAAUAUUAUGCUUACUAAAAUACUGUAAACUCUCACAUUAGUACCCCCUUGAAUAGGUGGGCCUUCCUGCAUGCCAAAAAACUUAUUUUAGCAUUACACAAAAUUGAUGAUGCAAAAGGGAGGCUCAUGGUGCUUUCAUUGGCAUUUACUUCAUGAAGAUAAAAAAAAUGAUAUUGUGACAAUAAUUGUCACAAUGAAAUUUAUUAUUUUUAUGCCCCAGCUGGUGACACUCCUUUGUUUCAAAUGCUGACUGAAUAAAAUUAACGUCUUUUUUAUCAUUAUUUUUUCUCAGAGGAAAAAGAAGAGGUUGACAUGGCAGUCCUUCCAUUUUUGCUUAAACAGACAUCUAAAGGAGGACAGUCUCAGCAGCAGGACUUUGUUCACUUUAUUGCUGUAGGUAGUAUACGAUUUUAUGACAGAUCUAAUAUCAUGUUUAUAGCGAGCAUCAGAUUCAAGUUGAUAAAUUCUAAUUAUAUGGAUGAACAUUACUUAAUUAACAAUUAAUGAAUGAGGCUGAGUAUCUUAUUAAGAAUUAUGGAGAUCUCGGAGGGUGCUAUCUGCCUUGGCCUACGGCCUUGAUGGAUAACACCCUCCUCGAUGUUCAUUAUUGUUCUUACUACUAUUACUAUCAUCAUCAUCAUCAUUUGUGUCCAAAGGGUGCAGUUGGAAUCCACGUUCUCUCAUGGAACUUUUUUCUAUAUCAGACUCACUGUUAUUAGCCCAACAGAUAUUUCAGGGUCAUUUUUUCGCGCGGAACUGGUAUCUAUGUUUAGCAAUAGAUAGUUAAGCCUCUUUUGCACAAACAUAACCCUUAUCUGACUGUGGAUGCACUUCCCUAAUUUUCAGUUACUACUAGUUGUUAUUAUCAUCAUUAUCAUCAUCAUUACUAUCAUCUUUAUCAUCACUUUUCUCACACGCUUAAUAUUAUUUUAGAAUGUACUGACUAUGCUUAAGGAGCAUUUCUAUUAGUGUGCUGCAUUAAACACAAUCCUGGGCUUUGUCAACGCUGCAAAUGCUUUAGUUGUCUAAUUUUGUGUCUUCCAUGAACGUACUGAUCCUUUUUAAUUGGCUUUUCCAUUAUAAUGGAAACUUGUGAUUUAUAACAGUGGCUUUCGAAGAUGAAAUCAUAACCAACUGAUUUGUUUUCUUUUUUAGGAUGUGAAUAGCACAACAGCAAAAAGUGUGGCUCUUCAAAGUUCUUUUCCUUUUAUCAUUUUUGAAGGCAGCCUUGAUUCACCUGGGCAAAUUAAUUUAGCAGCUGACAAGCAGUUGUUAUGCUCUUUUACUGGCAGCCUUGUGGAGGCAGCAUGUGGAUUGCUCGCCAGUUACUAUGUUUUUAUGUUCAAUUACCCUGUUGGGUUGAAAAAUUUAUUUUCGUAUUUACAAAAGUGCGUUCUGGACAUUAAUGAUGCACAGAAGCUUCCAGGCUCUGUCAUCAGUUUAGUGAACGAACUUGAUAGCCUAUCAAAGUGCAAUUAACCAUGUUAUACUACUACGUGAGAAAUUUCUGCAAUUUGAUUGGCUUAGAGCAGUGGUAUUUCAGCUUAAUUUGAAAUACCUACAUGUGAAAAUUACAAACCUUUUGCGGGUAAGUAGUAUAAACAAAUAAUAGCAUGAUUUGUGCGUGAUAUUUGGCAUAAAUACCACUCGUGAUACCUCAAAAUUGUCCCAAAUUCCACUCGCCUAACGGCUCGUGAAAUUACGUGUAACAAUUUUGAAAUAUCACUCGAGCUAUUUAUGCCGAAUAUCAGUACAAAUCAUGCCAUUACCUAUACAUAUCAUACAGUGAAAGCAUUACAAUACCUUGGGUAGGGUAGCACUUAUUUCAAGUCAACCGAUAAAAUUAAUAACUUGAUUUUUCUACAUUGUAAUACAGCAGACAGGCCAGUAGAUUCAAACAUGGAUCUACUGCCAUAGAGAUUAAAUGAAUUUUUUCCUAGAUUCUUGCGAGGUAUAUUGUUCAAAAUAUUUAUGUCAACUAGCCUCAAAAUCGUUUUGAUAUAUGAGACUGUGUAUUAAUCCUGCUCAUUAGGAGGAUUAAUACACAGUCUUAGUUAAUUUGAUUUCCGCAAAAAGUAACUUAACUUGCCCGUCAGGUGAGUUAAUUCACCUGCCCAAUAGCAAAGUCUACUAGCCCCGGCUAUUGGACACUACUUGCUUUGCAUGUUGCUGAAAUAUCUAUUAACAUUUUAAACAAUGUGAAAGGUUCAUAAUUAGACAUCUUUAUUUUGGCACAUAAGUUCUAUAAAUCGAGUUACAUAUGACUUGGUUGGUAUAUAUCAGAGGUGUAGGGGUUGUUGCUUCUUUAAGUACUUAAGUGAACCCGUUUCCAGGACUAUAUUUUAUAUGUGCAUUAUUACAAAAUCUUAAUUAUUAUUACUGUUUUGAAUCAAAACCUAUGAUUUUGCAUUUAAUCAGAUUUAAGGAACAUAUUUUUUUAGUAAUAAUAAAAUAUUUAUUAUACAGGUGGAUACGGAUUUGUGUAGUUGUUACUUCUCCACUAUAUUAUAAAUAGCAGUUCUAUGCAUUAAAAUGAGAACUGGGAUAUGAUUCUUGUGUGUUUUUUUACAUUAUAUGUUGCGUGUAUUUUACUCACGCAUUGAGUAAACUGUCCGUUUACUCAAAAUAAUGCGUUACUGUGGAUUCACUUUGCUUGAGCCAAGUUAAUCAUUAUAUUGAGUUGGGUUUACUCACAGAUGAGUAAUGUGUACUUAGAGCAUUGAGUGGAAUUUACUCUUGUUUGGGUUAUUGCACUCAAACGUGAGUAAUUUUUACUCCCGUUAUUGAGUAUGGUUUACUCAUGACUGACACUUCAUUUUACUCAAUAUGUGUAGUCAUUGUGGAUUCAACGUUCUACUCAAUAUUUUUCGUUGAGCCUACUCGACUUUUUUUGCAGAGUGUGUUUUAUAGUUGGGAGGUACAACAAGUGUAUAUUCUUUACUGUGGGUAAAUCCAUUCUCAGAUUAAAUCAUGUUUCCUUGGUUUCCUAUGAGAAACGUGUAAGGUUAGAAUUAAGACAGGAAUUCUGAAUCACAUUGAAUACUGGUUUAACCAGAGCUCUGAUUUUACUUUUACUGUAUAUAACUUCACCACCCCUUUGAUUAAAAGGAAACAUGCAGUAUAAUGAUAUUUUGUAUUGCUGGUAAAAGAUGGGUAGAUUGUGGUAUCAAUAUUAUUUACAUGUAUGAACUGGAAGUACAUGUAUAAUUACACAAUUCUUUGUUUUUUUCUUUUGGCAGGAAGGAACAAGUGCUAAAAAUAUAGCUCAGCGCAAGGAGAAGGCCUUCCCUUUCCUUAUCUUCACUGGGACAUUGGAUUUGCCGGGAAAAAUUUACAUUGCUGCUGACCAGCAGAUUUUA